AUAGGAUAUCAAAGUAUUUAAGAACAUGAGUUUCAAGAAAAACAUCGAGGUUAAAAAGUUGAAGACCGUAUGUCUAUUCGGGAAAUUUCCUAUGUUUCAAGGAAUUCUUUUGAUGCAAUGAAAUCAACGGGAUCUACGGAUUUAGAGAAUCCAUCUCAGCCCGCUCCCACGUCGUGCACCUGUAGAUGUAACCCCAGAAAUACCGUCACCCGCAGGAUUUCCUAUUGUUCCAGGAGAUGGGCCACCAUUAUAAUAUCUACCUUAGUGCUCGUAACGUUUGUGAUCGUGGCAAUCGUUAUGUUCGCUGUCCUAAACGAAACACAAGGAAAAUCCAAUUCCCCAGAGCGUCGACCGCCCAUAUUCUUCAGGACAACGCCAUCGGCAAGGUUACCACCAAAUAUCACAGAUGGAAUCAGCAGUGGUGAGCUUUCGAGUACUGUGUCAAGUUUGUGAUUUUUAACAUGUUCUGCAGUCGUUCUCUGUAAUCUUACGAGUAGAGGAGCGGAUCUCAAAGACACAGUUUCUACAUGUAACAUGUCCAAACGGUCUAGAUCUGCUGGUAAUAUUCGUGCAUCGCAUCAGACUGACUAUUUCUAGUGCUAAAGUCGGUUCACUGAACUUGUUUUCAAACUGAACAUCUUUGGCAUUUUCGUAACACCAAAUUGUUCCGAGUGUAUGAAAACGCAUGGGCUUGUCCGUACUUGUCCAAAACGCAUAUCUUAUUCAAUAAUAUAAUGAAUUUUCUUUAUUGUAUGCUUCAUCUUCAUUUCUGGUAUUUGUUAUGAUACACUGUAUACAGAUACUAG
This is a messenger RNA of Magallana angulata, 806 nucleotides long. RefSeq lists its product as uncharacterized. The transcript has 3 exons. NCBI's taxonomy places the organism in Eukaryota, Metazoa, Mollusca, Bivalvia, Ostreida, Ostreidae. The coding region runs from base 70 to 453 and encodes 127 amino acids. The record is from RefSeq and is a predicted model, not a curated record.